Molecule: messenger RNA, 2820 nt
Organism: Chelonia mydas (Green sea turtle)
Lineage: Eukaryota; Metazoa; Chordata; Testudines; Cheloniidae
Product: nucleolar protein 58
Exons: 5
Coding region: 2571-2819 (82 amino acids)
Source: RefSeq, a predicted model, not a curated record
CCUUUCUCUGCAGUGUGGGGCAUGGGUCAUUUGCUGGUUUGAACUUCAUUAAAUGGUGGAUUUUCUGUAACUUGAAGUCUUUAAAUCAAGAUUUGAGGACUUCAGUAACUCAGCCAGAGGUUAUAGGCCUAUGACAGGAGUGGGCGGGCGAGGUGCUGUGGCCUGCGAUGUGCGGGAGGUCAGACUAGAUGAUCAUGAUGGUCCCUUCUGGCCUUAAAGUCUAUGAGUCUAUGAAUUUUCCCCAACCAAUUUUACUCAUUCAAAGUGGCAAAGGUAAUUCCCACUUCCCGGGGGUGCUGCAAGGCUGAAUUCAUUAAUUUUUGAAAGGGCUUUGCAGUUCCACAGCCCUUAAAGUAUUGUCAUCGUUCUUUCAUUGUAUCAAUAUUGUUGGAAAUGAGGACGUUGCUUGGAAGAGGAAAAGCAGGGAAGAGCAUAUCCAGGCGAUGUUUAGAACUAAUACUUUUUAACUACUGUCGUUAGGUAUUUAGCUAGUUAGAACUUGGAAUGAAAGAUUGCUGCAGGGGCAGACAUUAGAGGGUGCCGUACAUGAAAGGGAACUGUCCACUUUAAGAUAUUCAUCUGUCUGUCAUAGUGUUUCAUGUGUCAAGUACACAGCCUUCCUGGAGUAGCUGUCGGCCUGAUUGCAUAUGUGAGAGCGAAUAUGACAUAAGUAGGAGAGAGAGAUUCCUGUCUUAAUGGCUCUUCAGGCAUCCUGGAUGACCAGCUGCUGCCAUAGCAUUCCAAGCCAGGGGUUUGGAUUGAGUCUUGGAAGCCUGUUCCUGCUUCCUCUGAAGUCAAUGGCUCAGCUCCCAUUGUGCUCAGCAUGGCAGGAUCAAACACUCAGUGUCCAUGUGGUGGGUGUUUCCAACCACCCAUCAUUGCAGCCGUGACCUGCCCAGUGUGAGUCAGAAGUUCUUGAAUGAGUCAGUGUAAGGCAGGCAGACAGGUUACUGCGCACCGGGGCUGGGUCACUUGUGUUUCCGGGGAUACGGUGAUGCCAGAGGAGGAUGGUGGAACCAGUUUUUCUGCUCUGGCAGUGGAACUGGGGAGGAGACAGUACAAAAUGACAAGACAGGAACUGCAGAGCUACUGCUACCAACUGAAAACUUGGGAGGCCACUUGCCUUUUCCCCCGCCAGGUAAGGCCACUUUCUUCUCCUCCUUGGUGUCUUUCUGGGGAUUUACAGCCUGGCUUUGUUACAUGGGAACUCUGAGCAGUGGGGAAAUGCGGGGUGUGAUCUAGUAGCAGGUCCCACUCUGUUUGAUUUCAGGCACUGAGACGCACAUUUUUGCUUUGAAUCCUCUUCUGCAGUACUUCUGGAGUGGGGAAAUUGCUGUUCCGAAAGCAGUCCACCUGGACAAGGCUCUAGCAGGGGUGGCUGUUAUCAUUUGUAAAUUCUUUGUGCCCACAGGAAAUAAGUAAAUACAAAUUAACACAUUUGCAUAGGCUUUAUGAAUAUGCAGCUUUGUUUUAUUUGGUCUAUAGGGCAUUCUGGUUUGACCUUUUACUUUGGUUCAUUCAGCCUCAAGGCAAAACUGCAAUUUGCCAAUUACAUGUUUAUUGUCGCUGUCUGCUCAUCCACUGUAUAAUCCAAUAGUCUGGCGAUGUGACUGCAGCCUUUUAAAAAAUUAUUUUGCAGAAAGUGGGGUGAGCAUGAGAAUGAGCGCAGGCUAGAACUGGCCAAACCAGAUCUGGCUUUGGAAAUGGAUUAGAAUAUCUAUUGCUUUCAUCUCAGCCUCCACCCACACAGUCAAAUGCAUUGCAAUCGAGCAUUAAAGCAAACAAGCCUGGCUAAAUGCGUGACACUGAGAUUGGAUCACAUUCGCCAGGGCGAGGGGGGUAUGCCCUGCUCCUGGCGAUCUAGCAGGACUGACUUUUCCCAAGCGAGUGGAGACUUGUGAGAUGCGAUAUGGGUGACUCCCAGUUGUACAUGCUCAGCAUGGCAGCUUUUGGCCUUUCCUAUUUGCUCACCAAUAGCGGUUUCCAUUCUCUGCUGAUACAAAUAUGCGGCUGUAUGGGAGGUUUGAGAAAGGGAGGACUCUGUGACUGGCUCGGUCUGCUCGCUGCACCCACUUCCCAGGCAACGGAUAUGACCGUAACUCACUCAGAGUGACGCUGUAAUGCUGUAGCCCUUGGGGAGCUCCAAACAACUAGUCUCACCUUAACACUCAGAGACUCGUUGAUUUUAAGGCCAGAAGGGACUGUUGUGAUCACCUAGUCUGACAUCCUGCAUAACACGGGCCAGAGAACCUCCCCCGAGUGCUAAUUCCUGCGUUAAGUCCAUGACUGCUGGCUGGGCUGGAGUAGAUCUUUUAAAAGGCUAUCCAGACGUGAUUUAAAGACUGUCAGUGAUGGAGAAUCUGCCACAGCCCUAGGUGAGUUGUGCCACUAGUUAAUUUACGCUCAUUUUUGAAACAGGAAUGGUCUCAUUAAGAGGGUUUCCAUUAACCCAGGAAACUAACCAUUCUGGAAGGUGUUAAAACAUUCAGCGCUCAUCCUUAACCUGCAGGUUAAAGGAAAGCAGAAAGGUGUUCUGAAUCGACGUGCGAGAGCCAGGUAGCUGCUGCAGAAUGUCUUCAAUCUUAAAGAUGUUCGGAAGAGAAGACCAGAAGGAUCAGGGAAAAGAGAAGGAGAAAGACAAGAAGGAAGAGAAGGAGAAAGACAAGAAAGAGGGAGACAAGAAAGACAAGAAAAAGAAGAAGAGGGAGAAAAAGGGAGAGGGAGAUGAAGACGAUAGCAGCAGCAGCAGCAGCUCCGACAGUGAUUCUGAAGAGGGUCACCAUGGUGACAAGAAGGAAAAGGAGAAGGAUAAAGAAUGAC